UUUUGUGUGCGUGUAAUGUUGGUCGCCCGCCAGCCGUUGGGAUGGCGGUGAGUGCGCAGGCGCGGGGGUUUUGGCGGGCUGGUUGACUGAGCUGGGCUUUGGCUGUUCGUCAGUCAGCAAUGGCCGGUACUUCUUCAUCGUCUUCGUCGGCGGCGCUGCGGCUUCUGCAGCGACUGGAAGGUCUCAAACUGCGCCAAGUUAGUGCAGUGUGGGUGGAUACAGUAUGGGAACUAGAUUUUACAGAGACAGAACCACUGGAUUCACACCUGGAAGAGGAGAUCAUAGAAGAUGGACUUGAGGUUUUUUCCCAACUUCACAAGAGUCUUCUUAAGUUCAUUAGCCAAGACCAGGAAUCAGCCGGUGGUAUUUGGACACUAUUUGCAGAGAAUGAUAUCCACCACAAUGUCCUUGUUGCUGUAUUGUAUCAUUUUGUCCAUAUGAUCCAUGAUAAGAAUGCCGGCGUCGCUCAGCGGGAAUAUGCCUUGCAUGCAGCUGGACUUUAUUUCCUGCUUCUUGAAAUCCCAGGUAGUGUAGCCAAUCGGCUCUUUCAUCCAGUACUUUUUGACAAAUGUCUUGACACUCUGACAAGAAGUUGGCCAAUGGAUGUAGAGAAAAAUCGGAAGAGGAAGAAGGACACGCAGGUAAAGAGCUCUCAGCAUGAGGCAAAAGGAAGAAAGCGAAGCAAGCCAGCAAGACAGACUGAGUCUCAGAUGGAUGAUAUAUUUGAGGAAGAGGAGGAGGAUGCUCAUGUUCAUUUUUCUGUGAAUGACUUGUGUCGUAUCAGGGAUAGUAUUUUUUCUGUACUGAAAAACUUCCUGAGAUUUCUGUCCAAAUUCUCUUUGAAAGACAACCCCCACUGUGCUCACCACUGCCUGCAGGUGUUCUCUCAAUUGACAAGUUUUGAGCCUGUAAUUGGAGGAUUAUCGUUUUCAAAAGCCGUAAACAUUGAGAGAAUGAGGACUAUGCCUGAAUUGUCUUAUUAUGGGCUACGAUUACUCUGUUCCCCCAUGCAUGGUGAUGUCAACAAGUUGCUUUGUUCCCUUUUCGAAACUCUAUUAAACACAAUUUUAAUGAUAAGAUGCGAAGAAGGUUCUAAAUCCAUUGUACUACUGGGAGUUGGACAGAAAAUUGUCCUUGCCAAAGAUGUAGCCAUUAAGUUUAUCAGUUACAUUGUGGAUGAGCUGAAAGAGCCUGCCUUACCUACUCUUCGAAUUUUGCUGCAACAUAUCUGUGCUAAGGUGCCAGAUAAAUUAGAAUACCGUUCUUGUGCUGCUCAGUCGGUAGUGCAACUGCUAAAGAAACUUCCUAGUGCAGACUACGCUACCUUCUUGGAUUGGCUGUUUAAGUAUUCACAGAACUCCAAGAUAUCUUACAGAGCUUUUGCAUUGGAUGUGGUCAUGGCAUUACUGGAUCUCCCUGAGAGAGAACCAGACGACACUGUUCCUCAAGAACAUCACAAGUAUUUAAUGCACAAGUAUUGGCUACAAGUCUUGAUCUUGGGUAGAUGCUCAGAUAAAGCACCUACUGUCAGAAGUAGAGCACUAACUUGCCUGGCACAGUGUCUAAAUUUAGGCUUUUCAUCAGCUGUGGACUCCAUCCAUGAAUUGGUGCUAGGAACUACAAGACCAACGAUGUUUCAUUCGCAAUCGGAGGGAAUGCUGGAUAUUCAGAAGACCUGUGCCACAGGUGGAGAAGCUGUAACUGACCAACAAACGUCCCUGAAUGCAAUAAAAUACGAUGAAUUCACAGAAGGGAAUUCCGUAGUUUCUAAUGCCACAACUAAUCAAUUCAGGAACCUGGGCACAUUGAAAAGCAUUGAAAUCACAGAUCUUUGGGAUUCAAGUGUCACAGAUGUGAAAGACGUUAUGUCCAUGUUGCGAUCGAGAGCUGGGGAUGAGAGAUCCAAUGUCAGAAAAUCAGCCCUUCAGGUAUUUGUAAGCAUUUUAAAACACAAUCUUGUAAACUGUAAAGAAAAAGAUCUGUCAAUACUAGAGGAUCGCUGUCGAGAUCCAGCAUUGUCUGUCCGGAAGCAGGCAUUACAGUCAAUCACAGAGCUUCUACUGGUUCAGCCAAGCAAUCCCUUGCUGCAGAAAGCUUGGCUGAAUGGUGUUAUCCCUGUUGUAAUUGAUUCCGAGUGCUCUGUGCAAGAGAAAGUACUGGAGUGCCUGGACCGGGUGAUAGUACAACAAAUCAAGCACUAUAAUAUGUUUAGUGACCAAGACAAACAUCAAAGGUUGGCCUGGGAUGUAUUGGCACUCCUCACACUUGAUCACGAACUCUGCCAUUACUUGACCAAGGCCUUCCACCUGUGGUCUUAUCAAAAUAAAUUCAAUUCAACAUUUAUUAAAAACCUGAUCUCGCACACGGACAUGGAGCAUGCACCUGCUGCCUGGAUGCUACUCUCAAAAGUGGUCGGGUCAUCAACAAACUUGAAUUAUGGGAAGAUAAUUGAAACUUGGGACAAUAUUUACAGGUCAAAGAAGAUAGAUGAAAGCACAAGCAACGUUUUUAGGGUAAUAGGACACAUCGCUCAGCAUUUGCCUGAGGAGACCAGAACCCAGUUGAUUGAUGAUGUGCAGAAUUGGAUAAAUGCAUUCUGCUUUCCUCCAGAAAUCAUCAGUCCUGCAGUUGAGGCCUUAGGCAAACUCUGCCAGCCCCAAUGCAACUCGUCUGCGGAGACUCAGGUUUUGAUGAAUCAGAUUUGCGGAAAGUUGAUUUCAGCAUGCGAGUCCUACAUUUCCAAAAUAGUUCUCACAGAAGCUGGUGCUGAAUGUUUGGAUGAAAAUGUUGUGGUGAGGUAUCUUUUCACACUCGGUGAAGUAGCACAGUUGUGCCCUGCAAAAAUCGAGAAGCGCAUCUUCCUGUUGGUACAGUCAUUUCUUGCGGCCUCUCGCAGUUUAACCCAAGCAGGAGGCCCAGAAGGCGGUGAUCUGCUAGCCUCACAGCCCCUCUCACAGUUUGCAGGAUCCACUAUGCCCCCUGUUAUCCGAGCACAUGCGUUUGUCACUCUAGGCAAAUUGUGUUUACAGCAUGAAGACUUGGCAAAGAAAUGCAUUGCGGCCCUUGCACGCGAGUUGGAUGUCUGCGAAGAUGUGGCUGUUCGGAACAAUGUGAUCAUAGUCAUGUGUGACCUCUGUGUACGGUACACCACGAUGGUGGAUCGGUACAUUCCCAACAUUGCUGUGUGCUUAAAAGACGAGAGCCCCUUUAUCCGCAAACAGACUCUGAUCAUGCUCACCAACUUACUUCAGGAAGAAUUUGUGAAAUGGAAAGGUUCUCUUUUCUUCAGGUUUGUGAGUGUUCUGGUGGAUUCAGAUGAAAGCAUAGCCAGAUUUGCCAAGUUCUGUUUAGUCCACUUACUUCUGAAAAGGAAUCCAUUGAUGUUCUCUCAGCAUUUCAUUGAAUGCAUUUUGCAUUUCAAUAAUUAUGAAAAACAUGAAAAAUACAUAAUUUCACAAACCGAGCGGGAGAAGAAACUGUUUUCCUUGAAGGGGAAUGCAAACAAGGAAAAUCGAAUGACUAUUUACAAAUUCCUGUUGGAACAUUUCACAGAUGAGCAACGUUUCAACCUCACAACUAAAAUUGUUCAUGUUAUUCUAGCGUAUUUUGUUGAUGGCAUGCUUCCUUUGGACACGGAUGCGAGCGACCUGCUGUCGGAUAUUUUUUCUGUGAUGAGUUGUAAGGAGAUCAAGCUGUCUUCCACAAGAUCAAAACCUGCCGACGAAGAACCGAUUGAUAAUGAUGAAAUGGCAAAGGCAAACGCAGUUAUGCAAGUAGCCCAGAAGAAACUCAUAUCUCAGGUACAAAAGAAUAAUUUUGUAGAAAACAUCAUCCCCAUCGUAACAUGUUUGAAGACCCAGUUGCAACAAAAGCAUAUCCCAGCACUGAAGGAUCUCAUGAAUUACCUCAGAGAAGUGAUGCAGGAUUAUCGAAAUGAGCUGAAGGAUCUCUUUGCUGCUGAUAAGCAGUUGGCAGCCGAAUUGGAGUACGAUAUGAAAAAGUAUGAAGAACAGAUUGCUAGAGAGGAAAUGGAAAGACAGAAUCCUACACCAGCCGCAGAAAUCAGAUCUCCAACACAAACCCCUGUGCAAUCCCCCAGAGGUUCAGCUGCACAAGUUGGGGUUGGAAUCCAGUCCACUGUUGGUACAAGAGGAGCCGUGUCUAUGCUCCGUACACCACAGCAGAUGACGUCUAAACUAUACGCUUUUGUUACCCCCAAUAGUGGAGUACAGAAUACGCCUGCAGCUACAAUACCCAGACGAAAGUCAUUGAGUACGAUGGCCAUCCUAAAUUCUGCAAAGAAAGCAGCCCAGACGGGCGACAAAAAACACAGCAAAAGUAUCGGCUGGAAAGUUACAACUCCACCCUCAGAAAACCCUGUGCCAAAACAACAAGCUUCUUUCCACAGCUCAGGACAAUAUACACGGUCGGGAUCCUCCUCCUCCAAUAGUUCGCUGUCUGGGCGAGCUAUUAGUACUCCUGACAGAACAAUUGAUAAUUUAACCUUCGCUGCAGGAGUCAGUUACAUCAGUCCGACACCAUCUGAACACGGUAAAGAACAUUCACAGAAAAAUGUGCUGUGCCUAAAGUCUCCAGAUAAACCAGCUCCUCAACCACAGCAGUGGAAUGUGGCAUCACCGGUGGCCAAAACACUGAACAAACCACGAGUCAGAAAAACACCAAUGAGGUCUUCCAAUUGAAGAUACGACGACAGUAAUUUGUGCAAUUUAGGUCUUGUUCUGGAGAGCACUCCAGCUAAAGAGGAUUCAUCUCGCUCCCAAAUCAGUUGGCUGCUUUUUUCCUUAUAUAUACACAAAUAUAAUUUUGUUGCUGUUGUACAGUGAAAAAGAGUUAGGCCCGGCGCUGUGGCCUGUUCUUGUGCUUAUCAGUGUGUUAUACAUUUCAGUCACCGUUUGAAAAGUAGUAUAAAUAUUAUAUUGUCCUCAGCGCUGUGCGAGUUAUACAUAAAGAGAGGUUCAACGGUAUUAAGAGCAACAUAUUUUUAAAAAACGCAUUGCAUCCAAGGACUGGUGACAAUUUAGUGAAAAUGCUUUGCUCUCGUGGUUUUGCUUUGUAACAAACAUUUGCUGUUUAUUUCCAACCUUUUCACUGUGCCAGAAUAGUGGAGUAACUUGAUAUGAGCCGCGAUACCUGAUUUAAGCCACGCGAUGGCAGUGUGCGAAUGUCAGCCCUCUGGACUGUAACACUGACAAGUGGCUGAAAUCUGGUACAACAGUUCAUUCCACGGUAGAAAUAUAUCACGUGCUGAAAGCAACCAACGAAAAUGAUCAAACUAAACGAUGGGUUCUGGUUCAAAUCUGAAUCAAUAUGUUGAUCAUUUCUAUUAGGUACUCCAUUGUGUACGCAAUGCCCCUCCUGCAGAGUAUUACACUUAUUUGUGUUGAAACGCAUUACGUUGUUUGGGAUAUUACAGUUUGUGUUCUUGCUGAAAAAUAUCCUGGUUUGAAAUGUUUUGAAUCAAGUGUUGAAAUGUCACAGUAUAACUUUCCCACGCAAUGCACAAUGAAUAACCAUUUUAUAUUUAUGUGCACAAUACUUCUACCAAAUGUUUACUUUGUACUAAAAAUGUAAAAUACUUUACGCUGUCAGUGUACCUGAGAUUGCUUUAUUAUUUUAAUUUUCUCCAAUGGACUUCAUUGCUAUCCACCACUUUACAAUAUUCAGAAAAAAAAUCUAAUGUCCAAAUUUGUGGCUCGAAGUUAGAAACAUGUUUAUUUCUGAGACAUUCACUUGGAAAAUUCCAUUCCCACAAUAAAAUGGGACUAUUGUUGCAAA
Molecule: messenger RNA, 5796 nt
Organism: Callorhinchus milii (elephant shark)
Lineage: Eukaryota; Metazoa; Chordata; Chondrichthyes; Chimaeriformes; Callorhinchidae
Gene: ncapd3
Product: non-SMC condensin II complex, subunit D3
Biological process (GO): mitotic chromosome condensation; meiotic chromosome condensation
Cellular component (GO): condensin complex; condensed chromosome, centromeric region
Molecular function (GO): histone binding
Source: RefSeq, a predicted model, not a curated record